Messenger RNA from Orycteropus afer afer, 729 nucleotides. Its product is annotated as isopentenyl-diphosphate Delta-isomerase 1. Gene Ontology annotation, biological process: isopentenyl diphosphate biosynthetic process; isoprenoid biosynthetic process. The transcript is spliced from 5 exons. Gene Ontology annotation, molecular function: isopentenyl-diphosphate delta-isomerase activity. Gene Ontology annotation, cellular component: cytoplasm. The record is from RefSeq and is a predicted model, not a curated record. The coding region runs from base 46 to 729 and encodes 227 amino acids. NCBI's taxonomy places the organism in Eukaryota, Metazoa, Chordata, Mammalia, Tubulidentata, Orycteropodidae.
AGGCAGUUAAUUAGUGUUUUAGGACAGAUCAGACAUAUUGUAACAAUGCCUGAAAUAAACACUGACCAUCUUGAUGAGCAGCAGGUUCAACUUCUGGCAGAGAUGUGCAUUCUUAUUGAUGAAGAUGACAACAAAAUUGGGGCUGAGACAAAAAAGAAUUGUCACCUGAAUGAAAACAUUGAGAAAGGAUUAUUGCAUCGAGCUUUUAGUGUCUUCUUAUUCAACACAGAAAAUAAGCUCCUACUACAGCAGAGAUCAGAUGCUAAAAUUACCUUUCCAGGUUGUUUUACCAAUACUUGUUGUAGUCAUCCAUUAAGUAGUCCAGGAGAACUUGAAGAAAAGGAUGCAAUUGGGGUAAGACGAGCAGCACAGAGACGUUUAAAAGCUGAAUUGGGAAUUCCCAUGGAAGAGGUUCUGCCAGAAGAAAUUAAUUAUCUAACACGAAUUCACUACAAGGCUCAAUCUGAUGGUAUUUGGGGUGAACAUGAAAUUGAUUACAUUUUGGUUGUGAAGAAGAAUGUAACUUUGGAUCCAGAUCCCAAUGAAAUUAAAAGCUAUUGUUAUGUGUCAAAAGAAGAACUACAAGAACUUCUGGAAAAAGCAGCCAGUGGUGAAAUUAAGAUAACUCCAUGGUUUAAAAUUAUUGCAGAGACUUUUCUCUUUGAGUGGUGGGAAAACUUAAAUCAUUUGAAUCAGUUUAUUGAACAUGAAAAAAUACAUAGGAUGUGA